CUCGGUCACCGGCGGAAUGUGCCGCGUCCGUGCCCAGUGAGGGCUUUCAGUUAUCCGGGUUGGUCGUCACCACCACCCGGCGGAGCGGGCCUAAGUAUAUUUUACAGAAAGGAAGUUCGAACGAGGCACAGAGAGAUUAGGUGUGAAAAGUACCAGGAAGCUUUUGAUUUUAAAUCGAAGCCAAAAUCUGAACUGGCAGCAUAAUUCUCAACAGCCUCUGCCUGGAAGUGGGACCUACUAAUUUCUGUGACUAAGGGCUAAUGACUCUUCUUGCUUUUCACCUAAGUUGAAUUAAGCACCCUGUGCACUUUAAUUUCCUGUCCGUGCCAACCCUGAAGGCAGGGUUUUGAAAUCUCAGAUACAAGGACAUCUAGCCAAAGUCUCAUUCUUGCCUUAACAAUGUUCCAGAGGCUGAAUAAAAUGUUUGUGGGUGAAGUCAAUAUUGCUUCUGACCGAGAACUAGAAUUUAGUGAAAAAGAAGAUGAUGAAUGGAUUCUGGUUGAUUUCAUAGACACUUGCACUGGUUUCUCAGCAGAGGAAGAAGAAGAGGAAGAAGAUGACAACGACAUCAAUGAAGAGUCACCUACAGAGCAUCCUUCAGUCUUUUCCUGUUUACCUGCAACUUUGGAGUGCUUGGCUGAUACGAGUGAUUCCUGCUUCCUCCAGUUUGAAUCCUGUCCAAUGGAGGAGAGCUGGUUUAUCACCCCUCCCCCAUGUUUCACUGCAGGUGGAUUAACCACUAUCAAGGUGGAAACGAGUCCUAUGGAAAACCUUCUCAUCGAACAUCCCAGCAUGUCUGUCUAUGCUGUGCACAACUCCUGCCCUGGCCUCAGUGAGGCUAGCUGUGGGACCGAUGAAUUCCACAACCCAAGCAGUCCCAGAAUAGAAGCCCAAAGUGAGAUGGGGCAACACAUUCACUGCUAUGUUGCAGCUCUUGCUGCUCACACAACUUUUCUGGAACAGCCCAAGAGCCUUCGUCCUUCCCAGUGGAUGAAAGAGCAUGGUGAAAGACAUACUCUGAGCAGAAGUAGCCUUCGUCGCCAAAAUCUUACCAGGGAUUGCCACUCUCGGCAAGUCAAGCACAGCAGCUGGGUGGUCCAGCAGCCCUGCCCGCGUCAGUACAAUUACUAACAACGUCCAAGCUUUGCUGGUUGGUUUUUCUUGGUUUGCGCAUAUGUGUGUGGAUGUACAAUGAAAAUGCUGUCUCUUUACAGCCAAUUAAUGACCAAUCACAUAGUUUAUCAGUGUGUUUAGUCACUUUCUUAAAAACCAGAUUUCUAUGCUGUGUACCACCUAAUGCCUUGCUCCUAACAUUUACUUUUUUGUAAGUAUUUUCAGAACAUUUUUGGAAACAUAUCAUAUAAUUACAGUGUUGGUGUUUGGGGAUGUCUUUAUUAAAGUGUAGGUGAGUUAGCAUUUUAAAGACAUUUUUUCCCCAAGUACAGGAACAGGCAUCCUUCAAUUUCAUUUCAUUUUGUAUUACUUAGUCAAUCUUUUGAGUAAACAAAAUUUAUUCUCAGGGUCAUCCAUACGCUUUAUUGACCAGUACUUGAUAAUCUUUUCUGUAUAUAAUGAAUACAUUUUUAUACACUAACAUGAGCAUUAACAGGUGAUAGUUGCCAUGGGUAUAAUGGAGUUACGGCUGGACUUUCUUUUGAAAGAAAACUUGAUAUAUUUCUCUGUGAUUUUUUUUUUUCAGAUAAGUCAUUCAGUUCAUUGUGGAAUUCAGGUACAUUAAGCUUUAGUGAACAGUGCAUUCAGUAAUUCCGAUGUGAUUAUGUGACGUGGUACAAAUAUUGUAGGUGUCACAGACAAAAGCACUUGUCUUGUAUGCACAGGGAAGAGAUUAGACCUGUGAAAUUAUAUUUGAGAAAAUUCAUGUCUGUAAGUGACCUAUUAGUUCAGUAUUUAUUCUUUCCUGCCAGCUCUGUCCACUUCCCCUUACCGUCAGCUACAAAUUGAAAAAUGCUUGACUAGGCACUUGUGUGACUGUAUAUCUGCCCACAGAAAGAGAGAGACAGUGAAGAAUCCUCUGACAUAAGUCUGUCCUGCAAAGGACCACACAAGGGCGAAGGAGGAUUUCUUGAGAUGUCUUUUCAUAGCGCCUAAGUGCAGAGUGACAGGUUGGCUUCCUUGAGUCUUCAUUUUUUGUUUUAACUUCAGGCAAAAUCUUUAACCACUUGGGCCUCUGUUUCCUUCAUAGCAGGGGAGUCCUACCACUUACCUCCCUCACAGAGUUGUGAGGACUGCGUCCUGAUUGGAAGUGGACUGUUCCGACCGAACCCUGUGUGAACUUCCAAGAGCCUUUCUACUGAACCUAGCGAUGGGGGCCAUGGCGGUGUUUCUGCCACAACUGUUCUUCACAGUGUUGGUGCUAAUGAUGCCAGGGUGCAGGGUUCGACUCACACAUAGGCCAGUUGACUCCACAGAAAAAUCGAUUUCUUUACCUCUAACCAGUCACCAGGUUUUCCUGCAGUUGUGAUGGGUUCUGCUGAGCCAUCCACACUCUCACCAGCUUCCUCUAAAUUCAUUAAACACACAGUUCAAAGUACA
This is a messenger RNA of Fukomys damarensis (Damara mole-rat), 2553 nucleotides long. It is a transcript of the gene Tp53inp1, whose product is annotated as tumor protein p53 inducible nuclear protein 1. Gene Ontology annotation, cellular component: autophagosome; nucleus. The record is from RefSeq and is a predicted model, not a curated record. Gene Ontology annotation, biological process: autophagosome assembly; positive regulation of DNA-templated transcription. NCBI's taxonomy places the organism in Eukaryota, Metazoa, Chordata, Mammalia, Rodentia, Bathyergidae. The coding region runs from base 400 to 1131 and encodes 243 amino acids. The transcript has 5 exons.